Molecule: messenger RNA, 4981 nt
Organism: Cygnus atratus (black swan)
Lineage: Eukaryota; Metazoa; Chordata; Aves; Anseriformes; Anatidae
Gene: SOAT1
Product: sterol O-acyltransferase 1
Biological process (GO): cholesterol efflux; cholesterol metabolic process
Cellular component (GO): endoplasmic reticulum membrane
Molecular function (GO): cholesterol O-acyltransferase activity; cholesterol binding; fatty-acyl-CoA binding
Source: RefSeq, a predicted model, not a curated record
CAAUUGAAGCCGGUUUUCAUGAAGGAAGUGGACAGUCACCUCACAGAGUUUGUGAACAGUUUGGUGGCAAAAUCAGCAUUCCUGGACUCCUCAUCUUCAGCCUCCCUCUUCCCAGCUUCCUGCUCUGAGAAGGAGCUACAUAAAGCCAAGUCCUUGAGAGCCCCUCCAGAACAUGGGAAGAUAUUUACUGCGAGGAGGUCCCUCUUGGAUGAGCUGUUUGAAGUGAGUCACAUCAGGACGAUCUACCACAUGUUCAUCGCUCUUCUCAUCGUCUUCAUCCUCAGCACGCUUUUAGUAGACUUCAUUGAUGAAGGAAGGCUGGUCCGAUUUGAUCUCUUGGUUUUCGUUUUUGGAAAGUUCCCGGUUGUCUUCUGUACUUGGCUGUGCAUGUUCUGUGCCACGGUUGUCAUUCCAUACAGCCUUUUCUUCCACUGGGCCCAAGGUUACUGCAGCUCCUCCCAUCGUGUAAUCCGCUCUCUCUUCUAUGGGAUGUUGUUCACGCUCUUCCAAACAGUCGCUGGGUUUGGGCCGACCUAUGUUGCUGUAUCAUAUGCCCUGCCUCCGGCUUCCCGUUUUAUUGUAAUACUGGAACAGGUUCGUCUGGUUAUGAAGGCUCAUUCAUUUGUCCGUGAAAAUGUACCUCGAGUCCUGUCAUCUGUAAAGGAGAAGUCUAGCUCAGUACCUAUUCCCCGAAUUUCUCAAUACCUGUACUUCCUCUUUGCUCCCACCCUCAUCUAUAGAGACAACUAUCCCAGGAAUCCCAUGGUAAGAUGGGGCUACGUAGCUACCAAGUUUGCACAGGUGCUUGGUUCACUUUUUUAUGCCUACUACAUCUUUGUGAGACUCUGCAUUCCUCAGUUUCGCAAUAGUAGCCAAGAAACCUUUAAUUUACGAGGGCUGGUCCUCUGCAUCUUCAACUCCAUUCUGCCAGGUGUACUUAUUCUUUUCCUGGUCUUCUUUGCCUUCCUUCACUGUUGGCUUAAUGCAUUUGCUGAGAUGAUGCGCUUUGCAGAUAGGAUGUUCUACAAGGACUGGUGGAACUCCACAUCCUAUGCAAACUACUACCGAACCUGGAACGUGGUAGUACAUGACUGGCUCUAUUACUACGCAUACAGGGACUUCCUUUGGUUCUUUGGUAAGAAGUUCAGAGCAGCAGCUAUGCUGUCUGUCUUCACAGUAUCGGCUGCUGUGCAUGAGUAUGUUCUGAGCAUCUGCUUCGGCUUCUUUUAUCCAGUUCUCUUUUGCCUGUUUAUGUGCUUUGGAAUGGUCUUCAACUUCAUCCUUAAUGACCGUCGGAAGGGGCCCAUCUGGAAUGUGAUCAUGUGGACAUCCCUCUUCCUGGGCCAAGGUGUCAUCAUCUGCCUGUAUAGCCAGGAGUGGUAUGCCCGCCAGUAUUGCCCUCUGGAAAAUCCCACGUUCCUGGAUUACUUAAAGCCACGUUCGUGGUCAUGUCAUAUGCAGAUGUAAAACUGAUAUGCUCUGGGCUGCAUCACCACAGAAGAUCAGAAUCGUCCUCCAAGUAUUUGGACCAUUGACCUAACUCACUAUGGACUUUUUCUAAGAGAAAUUUUGCCUCCUGAUUAUUUGGGAGAAACUGUGUAAUUUUUAAAAACAUUACUGGUGCAACCCAGUUGAACUGGAUUGCACCAGGCUUCAUUGGCAGCAUUUAUUACAUGCUGUCCAUCUUUGAGCCAUUUCCAUGCCAAUGAAAUAUUGAGCUGAAGGUGGAAUCUACUGGAAUCCUACUCAUCCAGGGUCCCCCAAGUUGCUGCUCUUCUGGAAAACAGAUAGACUAGUCAGAUUUGCUAGUAGCUCAUUUUUGGCUUCCGUCCAUCUUCCUUAGCCAUCCCUUUACAUUUUUUCUCAUUUUUGGUAAUGGGAUGUCUACAGAACUUCUAUUCUUUGUGAUCUUGUCCGUUGCUGUGACACGGACAAGAGGCAGAGCAACAGGAUAUUUGCCUCCUUGCUGUGAAAAUAGCCAAAGUAUUCCUGGAUGGCUUUGAACUGCAUUCUAUGUACGUUGGCUGCCUGGAGAUUUCAAGUGGGCAGAGGAAGAGGGCAUUGCCAAUUUUCUUGUGGCUGCAUUGGAGACUUAGAUCUUUCUAUGUUCAGAAGCAGGGCACAGUGGGUGCAGUUCUUGUCUUUUUACAUGGAAAAUUUAGGUUUUCUCUGUAUUAAGUUCCCAGCUGACUUUACAGUGUUUGUUUUUUUCUCGGAAGGCCCUUGUGAGUCAAGGAGUAGUUUUUCUUGUAGCUUUCCCUUUCUGUUCCUCCCAGAUAACUAAUUCUUUUAACACAAUUUCCUUGUAAAAGAGCUCUUUCUUUAAUUUGGCAGGUGCUUUAAGGUAUACAAGUUAAGGCUUUCUGUAGUGAGAGAUUUGAAAUACUAUGACUGACCUGUAAGAAAAUGUGACUGACUUUACAGGUACAUAGUGCAUUCUCAUUUGAAAGGGCUAUGUCAAGUUCAACACCAGGAAGUUGUGGUGCCUCUUGCCAACGUGUACUGUAGCAGCUUCUAACGCUGCGGUGGGGAGUAAGACUUCACCCAGCUGGAGUCAGAGCUGCUUUUCAUCUGCCUGUCUGCUCUCCUCAAGGAGGUUUUCAGGUGAAGGUCAGUUUCCUAGAUACUACCUUCCCUCCUCUGAAGAGGUAGGACAUCCUCCCACACGCUGCUAAAGGGAGAAGCAUUAGGUGAAUGUGGUGUUUCAGUAUCUAUUUAUAACAGCAGUUACCCUGCCUAUUGGGCAGAGCCCCUUCAGUUCCCUUACGUCAGAUGGUAAGCACAGAAAGGGACUUAUACAGGAUUUGGGUCUGUCGGUUCUAAUGAAAUUACAGCUUCUGUUAUUGGAGGGGUGGGUAACCUGAUAAUUACCUUUAACCUUUGUCACAGGAAUUUCUUAAUCACUCAAAUGUUCCUAACUGGCACUUUUUACUAAAAGCUUUUCCUUACUGACCUACAGCCUAGGUAUUGGAUACCAGCAGUAUUGAGACUGAUGGACUUGUCUCCCAAUCCACUUACGACUGUCCUUUGGGCUUCUAUUUUUAUUAACUUGAGGGGGAAAAAAAGGCAAUUUCAUGAGAGCUAGAUGAUACUUAAAUUUGUCCGGGUCUUCAGUCUUCUGUAAGAGGAAAUCUCACUUAUCAGAAAGGACAUUGUCAGGUCAACUUUGCCAAACACAGCAUGUGCAUAUGUGGCUCUCCUCUAAAAAUACCUCGUACCAGAACUUGUUUGUUGAAACAGCUGAAUUGAUUUCAAAGGAAGGAGUUCAUGUAUAUAAUCAAAUGGGGCAGUAUUAGUAUAUAAAAUCUGGGGAAUUAAAUGGAUUACUUGUUCAGUUUGAAUAAUCCUAAAUCUCUUUUACCUUAUCCUUUGUGGUAGGAAGGGGUAGUGCUGGAGCAAUUAACCAGUCACUCAACUCAAGCUUCCUUUUUUUAAAAAGCUAACAAAACCAAACAAACCCUUUGGCCAAACAGCUCUGUCACUUCCUUAAUAUAGGAUGAAAUUCAGUCCGGUACUUUUGAGUUGUGGUGCUUGAAACACUUCUGUACAGAUGUAAUUGCACUCAGAUAGGGUGCGGUGGAUUUGAGGCUUGAUUUUUCUUCUUGAUGCCUGUGUCAGGUCUUGCUACUAUCUCAGUGUUUUCAAAAGGAGAUAAUCAUGGCACUUUGUGCCAACUUGUAGUGUUUCCCUUUUAGCUGGCACUGUCAUAUCCGUAACGAAAAAUAUCAGCAUUUACUGUGUCAGUGUCCUUAGUGUUUGAAGCCUGAAGGCUUGAGCACCUGGCAAGCAAAAGGCAACCAAAAAAGGGUGCCUAGCUGUUGGAACUUGUCUUAGUUCUUUGACAGUUUGAGGCUUUCAGCCUUGUAGAUCAAGGCAUCUGGCAACUGUGCUGUCAGGGAAUUAUUUUCACUUUCAUGGGGUUUUUAAUUGCUUCUGAUUAUAGGCUUCCUUCCAUUUUUCUGAGAGUACUGGAGGGGAAAUAUGAAGUCUUUUACACAUUACUUGUUUAAUUAGUCAGUAUACCAUGCUUGUUUUGAGAACUCCUCUUAGGCUGCGAGUACCAGAGCUGGCAGUGCGGUGUUCUGGUCUAAGUGAAUGCUAAAAUUCACAACCUGCCAUUUUCAAAUGCCCAGUAAUGGUAUAUACUGUUCCCCGUGUUUCUUUCCAACACAAGAAUUGUGAAGCUUGCUUCCAUGGUAACUCCUUAAGUUUUGAGGUGAGAAGCUUCCAGCUUUGGAAUGGCAGCCAGUACAGCUGCAGUUCAUUGCUCAGUAACAUCACAAGAAUCAGUAUUAAUUUGGUGAAAUAUGUCCAAAAUGGGUCCCAGUUCUCAUGCAGAAAAUGGUUUGUUCUCAAGAAGACAAUGUGCAGUCUUCAUGCCUGGUACAUUCUUUUGGGAUAUUUUGUUUCCUGCCUUCCAAAGCGAAGUAAUCCUGUAGUUGAGCAGUUAACUGUAUGCUAUCCUGUGACAGCUGCCUGAAUAAGGCACAUGCUACCUGCUGUGGUGGGGGAAGGGGGAGAUCCUAAUGUCACUUUUAGUAUGAAAUGGUGUUGUUGACAUGAAUCAGUCCACUGGCUAACGGACAAGUGAACUGUUGAACUCCCACCUUCUGAACGUAGAUGGGCUGGAAGCACGGAAGUCCAAUGUAAGCGUGACCUGUGAGCAAGCUCCUGCAGGACCAGCUCUGCGCAGUGCCUCAGCCAGCUGAGCUCAGCCUCGUCUCUUCUGGUGCUUGUAGCUGGGCCAGCUCCCCCUUCCAGGGCGGAGAAGCCAUUGCUGUGUCUUGAUCUGCUGUAGUGUCAAGGAAGAGGUGUGCAAGCAGAGGACAGCACAGCAGCUGGCUCUGCACAGCCACUGUGUGCUGGCCCCAGCACCAGCGAUUCCAUGUAUGCAACCUGUACCACGUUCUGUCAUGCAGAAGAGCUGUUUAUAAUCUAUUACAGCAGUUGAAAUAUAUUUUGCUAUUAGGGGAGGAAAAAA